AUCCUCGAUUGAGCUGCCAGGACAUAGAUAUGCGAUUCCUUGUUGAUUGGUUUCCGGCUCUUGGCUUGAGCUUGCUGGGUGCCAGCGCCGUGCACGCGGUCGACUUGAGCCAGUAUGCACAGGACCUCUUUGAUGAGGCCAUGCCAAUCCAGGAUGCUAUUUAUGACCCCGUUGCCUCUUAUUUGCACUAUUUCUACUUUCCACUUGCCGCGGGCCCCCAUGAGACCCGAUCAACUGUCUGGUACUCCGCGGGUUUGCUCCAGCGCAACCAGGGAACCGAUGCCCAUGAAGCUGCCACGAUCCUAGAGAAAAUCAUCGGGGACCAGGAGAAGAACACCUCGGUGCAAUGGUACGGAGACUACACUGUCUACCCGGAACAGCCCACCGUGGGGACUCCCGCGUACCCACCCGUGAUCUAUAAUUCCUGGGAUCCCAACUGGCGAGGUUUCAUCGGGACUGCCUUGAUCGUCAUAUAUGAGGAGUUUGGGGAUCUCCUUCCAGCACACACCCAAAAUCUGAUUCUCGAGAGCCUGUACAACAACACCAUCGGGGACAGUUAUCGCGUGGGCGGCGUCGACGGCGACAACCUGUACCCCGCGUACUCGAACGCGUGGCUCAUGCGAACGGUAGUCACCUCCUGGACCGGACACAAAUUUCAGGACGCGAACAUGACGAUAUCCGGAGACACUUACACGCGCGAGUUCCUCGCCCUCUUUGACCGCAACGGCACCCUCUCCGAGUUCAACGGCCCGACCUACGCAGGUGUCUCCCUGUACGCCCUGACCAUCGCCGCCAAGUAUCUCGGAAACACCAACGCCACCAUCGGGCAGAACGCAGCCCGCGUAAUCCGGGAGAUCUGGGAUUACGAGUCCCUGCUGUGGAACGCUAAUAUGCGCAACUUCGCGGGUCCCUGGGACCGUUCCUACGGGUACGACAUGAACAAGUACGUGGCCAUCAUGGCAUCGUGGGUGUGGUCCUUGGCCGGAAAGACGGCAGCCUUCCGGGAAACCUCUCCCAUCUGGACGAUGACACACGCGGAUGACUUCGAGCUUGCGCCCAUCAUCGCCAUCCUGUCUGAAUUCCAUUCCACCCUCGUAUCCGACACGGUCCGGUCGAGAUUGUCCUCCUUUCCCGGUGAACACACCUACACCGGUCACACCUACGCUCCCCCAGCGGACCUGGAGCCGCGAAACAUCACAACCUGGCUCUCGUCCAACCUCACCAUCGGCACGGACUCCUUCAAUCAGAGCGUUGUGGGCGGCUACUCCGAGGACUCCACGUCGUUCAGCCCGUCCGUCGUGCAGUGGCUGCGCUCCGACGGCUCAAUCGGCUACUUCAACCUGUAUCCUACCGAAACCGCCCUACAGGCCCAGGUUACUCCCUACGCGCUGAACCUGACCUAUCCCCUCGGGAACGCCACAAGCUCAUUCACAUUUGUCCUUGCGUCCAACCCACUGGGCGCGAAACGAGAUAUCUUCGGGCUUGAUGACGUGGAUGGUCUUCAAAUCGAGGUGGUGGGCGGAACUGUUGAUCCUAUUCCCGAUAUCUCGUUCUGUGGUCUUGUUGGUGGGGCGUGCGAUAUCAUUCAUGAUUUUGAGUUCUGGAAUGUGACCUUUACCAUGCCGGCCAACAGCUCGGAUGUUCCGAGUGUGCAGUUUAAGUUUGCGUUGUAGGUAGGGCUGGGAAGUUGAGGGUUGAGGUGUGUAUAUAUGCGUCUGAGGUAGGUGGUAUAUAUUUGCAGUUUCCGCGUUUUAUGUCCCAUACGACACUUUGAGGAUCGAAUAUAAAUGGGACAAGAGAAACCAUAAAACAGAUUUCAGCAUCAUAC
This is a messenger RNA of Aspergillus heteromorphus CBS 117.55, 1828 nucleotides long. RefSeq lists its product as uncharacterized. The transcript is spliced from 3 exons. The record is from RefSeq and is a predicted model, not a curated record. Lineage: Eukaryota; Fungi; Ascomycota; Eurotiomycetes; Eurotiales; Aspergillaceae. Bases 30 to 1673 code for a protein of 547 amino acids.